This is a messenger RNA of Exophiala spinifera, 1338 nucleotides long. RefSeq lists its product as uncharacterized. Gene Ontology annotation, molecular function: protein serine/threonine phosphatase activity; cation binding. The transcript has 7 exons. Bases 1 to 1338 code for a protein of 445 amino acids. Gene Ontology annotation, biological process: protein dephosphorylation. Lineage: Eukaryota; Fungi; Ascomycota; Eurotiomycetes; Chaetothyriales; Herpotrichiellaceae. The record is from RefSeq and is a predicted model, not a curated record.
AUGGGCCAGACUUUGUCGGAACCCGUGGUCGAAAAGACAUCCGAUAGCGGGGCUGAUGACCUGUUCAUAUAUGGCCUGUCGGCCAUGCAAGGAUGGCGCAUAUCCAUGGAAGACGCGCACGCGGCCGUGCUCGAUCUUAAAGCAGAGGAUAAAAACAAGUCACAACGGACAGACCCAGAAAAACGAUUAGCCUACUUUGGUGUCUACGAUGGUCAUGGAGGAGAGAAAGUGGCGCAGUUUGCAGGCGAAAACGUACAUAAAAUCGUUGCGAAACAAGAUGCGUUCUCCAAUGGAGACAUCGAGCAGGCACUCAAAGAUGGAUUCCUUGCAACGGACCGUGCAAUCCUCAAUGAUGCAAGAUACGAAGACGAAGUGUCCGGAUGCACCGCAUCUGUCGGCGUCAUGUCCAGGGACAAGAUCUGGGUCGCCAAUGCUGGAGACUCGCGAACAGUCCUUGGCGUCAAGGGAAGAGCGAAGCCUUUGUCCUUUGACCACAAGCCACAGAACGAAGGAGAGAAGGCUCGAAUUAGUGCCGCUGGAGGUUUCGUCGACUUUGGUCGAGUCAAUGGCAACCUUGCACUGUCACGUGCCAUUGGCGAUUUCGAGUUCAAGAAGAGCGCCGACCUAGCCCCCGAACAGCAGAUUGUCACCGCAUUCCCAGAUGUCAUCACACAUGAGAUCUCGAGUGACGAUGAAUUUUUGGUUAUUGCUUGCGACGGUAUCUGGGAUUGUCAAUCCUCCCAAGCUGUUGUGGAAUUCGUCCGUAGGGGUAUCGCAGCCAAACAAGAUCUGUAUCGGAUUUGUGAGAACAUGAUGGACAACUGCCUCGCCUCUAACAGUGAAACGGGCGGUGUGGGUUGCGACAACAUGACCAUGAUUGUUAUCGGCAUCUUGAACGGCAAGACCAAGGAUGAGUGGUAUGAGAUGAUCAGCAAGAGAGUGGCAGAUGGGGAUGGUCCAUCUGAAUUCCGCGGCCCCGGCGUCCGGCACCAGUUCGAUCAUGACAGCCCAGACGAGUAUGAGCUCGAUAUGGACCACCGCCCUCGAGGGUUUGGUGGCCGAAGCGGCAGAAUCAUCUUGCUCGGAGACGGGACCGAAGUGUUGACCGAUUCUGACGAUACCGAAAUGUUUGAGCAAAGCGAAGAGGACAAGGAUACCGCAAAUCAAGUCAAGAAACCAUCUUCUGAAACAUCUGAGGAGGACACGGCACGAGGCGAACGAGAAGGUACACCUGCACCACAAUCAUCCCGAGACAAAGAUGCUUCCAGUCACCGAGACGCCUCGCAUGGACCUCAGACCGAGAUCAAAGGAGUUGCCGAUGAGCCGACUGACAAGUAG